AUGGCCGAAAAGAAUCCACCCCUUGUCAGAUAUAGAAAACGAUCAAUGUGGAUCCUCACGUUCUAUCUACCGAUUCUUAACGUUCCUUGGGUUAUCGCGUGUAUACUCAUGCAUCACCCAGUCUUUUUCCCAUCGUACAUCAACCAACGUGGCGAAUAUUCCAUGACGGAUGUGCAAAAGAUCCAAGAUUGGGCUACUGCAGCAAUUGUUCUCAGUCGUAUCACCGUCACUCUUGCAUUACCUAUUGUAUCAGCCUUGAUGGCCCAGGCUGUUGUGAUGUAUUCCCAGCUAAAAAGGAAGGCCAAGAAACGAAACUCAACGUACUCCAGCUCUUUGCCCUCUCUGACAGAGGAUGGAUGGAUCUACCAAUCUUAUGGACCUCCUGCUUCAGAGGAAGAUAUCACUCGUCUAGAUUCCUUUGGCUAG
Molecule: messenger RNA, 426 nt
Organism: Fusarium venenatum
Lineage: Eukaryota; Fungi; Ascomycota; Sordariomycetes; Hypocreales; Nectriaceae
Source: RefSeq, a predicted model, not a curated record